Parasteatoda tepidariorum (common house spider) is the source of this 1075-nucleotide messenger RNA. It is a transcript of the gene Tfb5, whose product is annotated as transcription factor B5. Gene Ontology annotation, cellular component: transcription factor TFIIH core complex; transcription factor TFIIH holo complex. Gene Ontology annotation, biological process: transcription by RNA polymerase II; transcription initiation at RNA polymerase II promoter; nucleotide-excision repair. NCBI's taxonomy places the organism in Eukaryota, Metazoa, Arthropoda, Arachnida, Araneae, Theridiidae. The record is from RefSeq and is a predicted model, not a curated record.
UUCAACUUCUAUUUAGAUUUUGAAGUCAUUAAUUUUAUGUGGGCAGAAACGUACAGCUAAAAGCUGGCAGAAAUGCAUUUAUUUUGCUGCAAACGUUUUAUUUAUUUUUAAUAUUAGAUAAAAACGUAAAGAUGUAAUAGAGUUAAAAUAUUAUUUUUUUGAGAGCAGUUAUUUCUUUUUAUCCUAAAGCGCGUGAAAUAAAAUAUAGAUUUGGUGGAUAUUAAGAACAAUUCAAGAUGGUUUAUGUUAUGAAAGGCAUUUUAGUGGAAUGUGAUUCAGCAAUGAAACAAUUUCUGUUGCACUUGGAUGAAACUAAUGCUUUUAAAAAGAAAUUUAUCAUAGAAGAUCUCGACGAAACACAUCUUUUUAUUGCUGCCGAGAUGUUAGAGGUUCUUCAAACACGCAUUGAUGACUUAAUGGAUCAGAUAUCCUUCCCAUUAGCUGAAAAAUAAAUUUGCUUUAUUUAUCUGAAUCGACUUUCCCAUUGGCUAAAACUGUACCAAUUUUGCUAAGUUUAUUUACUGUAUUCUCGUAAAUCACUUUAAUAAUUUCAUCAUGGCUGAUAAGCGUGAAUCGAGCAGGGUGAAGGAGUCGAACCAAAGAAAAGUCAUGGAUGAAGCUUCCCGCAGAAGGCGGAUCAAAAAAGCUCUAGAAGUCUUGGAGCAGGACAAUUUUCAUGAUGAUCCACAUGCUAAUUUGGUUAUGCAUAAGAAUGCACCAAAAUUUGAAGAAACUAUUGAGAGUAAGAAAAGGAGGAAACUAAAAACUGAACCUUUUAAACAAAGAUUCAGAAAAAAUUUCACUGCUCUCUUAGAAGAUGAAGUUCAGUUCUUUACGAAAGACAAGACUAAUUAUUUGACUGCUAAAGUUCCUUCCUCCAAAUAUCCAGAGAGACAUUUUUGUGCUGUUUGUGGAUUUGAAUCUGCUUAUACUUGUGUUCAAUGUGGUACUAAAUUUUGUAGCGUCAGAUGUCAUGGUGUUCAUCAAGAUACUAGAUGUUUGAAGUGGACAACAUAAUUUCUUGUAGUGUAUUUCUAUGUAUUUUUUCUUUCAUUAAAUUGUUCUUUAAUAUCUG